Messenger RNA from Sphaeramia orbicularis (orbiculate cardinalfish), 7516 nucleotides. RefSeq names its product diacylglycerol kinase, eta (gene dgkh). Bases 153 to 3932 code for a protein of 1259 amino acids. Gene Ontology annotation, biological process: phospholipase C-activating G protein-coupled receptor signaling pathway. The transcript has 29 exons. The record is from RefSeq and is a predicted model, not a curated record. Gene Ontology annotation, cellular component: plasma membrane. NCBI's taxonomy places the organism in Eukaryota, Metazoa, Chordata, Actinopteri, Kurtiformes, Apogonidae. Gene Ontology annotation, molecular function: protein binding; ATP-dependent diacylglycerol kinase activity.
AUAACCAUCAGCCUAAGCAGGGGCUGGGGGUUUUCUUUACGCACCGUGGAGCCCAUCCCCACUGUGCAGCGACAUGCUCCAUCCCCUAUGCGUUUCCCAGCCCACACAUCCUCCACCAAACACAGCCGUGUUUAUCAUAGAGGCAGUGAGAGAUGACAGCGAGGAGAGACGCUUCCCAGCCGCUGUGCAGCUCUCGAAUCCAGGAGAGGAAAGGCUCUGCUGUGGACCAGACCAAGGCUAAUAACCCCGACUGGUUUUAUCCCUCCCCACGACAGGAGCCGGAGAAAGGGUCAGUGUCCGCGGCCGGGGUCCAUGCACAUGUUGUGGGGGCUGUCGCCGGCUCCGGUGCUGCUGACGAGUCCUCCGAUAGCGAUGCGGAGCAGGAAGGCCCCCAGAAACUCAUCCGGAAAGUGUCCACCUCUGGACAGAUCAGGAGCAAGACGAGUAUAAAGGAGGGAUUGUUGCUGAAACAGACCAGCUCGUUCCAGAGGUGGAAAAAGCGUUACUUCAAACUGAGAGGCCGAACUCUCUACUACGCCAAAGAUGCCAAGUCCCUUAUCUUUGACGAGGUGGACUUAUCAGACGCCAGUGUUGCGGAGUCCAGCACAAAGAAUGUCAACAACAGCUUUACAGUGAUUACUCCGUUCCGUAGACUCAUUCUCUGUGCAGAAAACAGAAAAGAGAUGGAGGACUGGAUCAGUUCGCUGAAGUCUGUCCAGUCCAGAGAGCAUUACGAGACAGCACAGUUUAAUGUGGAACAUUUCUCAGGGAUGCACAACUGGUACGCCUGCUCCCAUGCACGGCCCACCUUUUGCAACGUUUGCAAAGACAGCUUGUCUGGGGUCACUUCUCAUGGCCUCUCCUGCGAAGUGUGCAAAUUCAAAGCCCACAAACGCUGUGCUGUCCGAGCUACUAAUAACUGUAAAUGGACAACGCUGGCUUCCAUAGGGAAGGAUAUCAUUGAGGAUGAGGAUGGGAUUGCUAUGCCUCACCAGUGGUUGGAAGGCAACUUGCCUGUCAGUGCCAAGUGUGCCGUGUGUGAUAAGACAUGUGGCAGCGUAUUGAGACUGCAGGACUGGCGCUGCCUCUGGUGCAAAGCUAUGGUGCACACAGCUUGUAUGGACCUGUACCCUCGCAAGUGUCCUCUUGGUCAGUGCAAAGUCUCUAUCAUUCCACCCACAGCGCUCAACAGCAUCGACUCAGAUGGCUUCUGGAAAGCUACGUGUCCCCCAUCGUGUGCCAGUCCCCUCCUGGUCUUUGUCAACUCCAAGAGUGGAGACAACCAGGGAGUCAAGUUCCUGCGACGCUUCAAGCAACUCCUCAAUCCAGCACAAGUCUUUGACCUGGUUAACGGAGGGCCACACCUCGGUCUGCGCCUUUUUCAGAAGUUUGACAACUUCCGGAUCCUUGUUUGUGGAGGUGAUGGGAGUGUGGGCUGGGUCCUCUCAGAAAUCGACAAGCUCAAUCUUCACAAACAGUGCCAGCUGGGGGUGUUGCCCUUGGGCACAGGCAACGAUCUGGCACGGGUACUGGGCUGGGGUCCGUCAUGUGAUGAUGACACCCAGCUGCCCCAGAUCCUGGAGAAGUUAGAGAGGGCCAGCACCAAGAUGCUGGACCGCUGGAGCAUCAUGACCUAUGAAAUUAAGAUCCCACCCAAACACAGCUGCCCCACCACGCCUGAGGGAGCUGACGACUGCCAGUUUCACAUUUCAACCUACGAAGACUCAGUGGCUGCUCAUCUUACAAAGAUCCUGAACUCUGAGCAGCACUCUGUGGUCAUCUCCUCUGCCAAGAUCCUGUGUGAAACGGUAAAGGAUUUUGUUGCCAAAGUGGGCAAAGCCUAUGAAAAGAGUACAGAAAAUGCAGACGAGUGUGAUACAAUGUCUCUCAAAUGUGCCAUCCUCAAUGAGAAACUGGACUCCCUCCUUCAGACCCUCCACACAGAGUCUCUUCCUCCACUUCCACACUCCACUCCUCCCAUUGUAGAGGAGGAGCAGGAAGAAGAAGAGGAGGAGGAGGAGGCGAGCGAGGAGAGUUUAACAGAGCUGAAGGAGAAGCUGGAGGAAGAGGAGACUGAAAAAGGAGGGGGAGGUUCCCCACACCAGCUGUUCAAGUGCAGGGAGCAGCUGAUGCUCAGGGCCAACAGUCUGAAGAAAGCUGUGCGACAGAUCAUAGAACAGGCAGAGAGAGUGGUAGAUGAACAGAAUGCCCACACAGAGGAGACGGAGCUGGCAUCUCCCCUGGAGUUCAGGAAGGACAGCGAGGAGGAAAACAGAGACAGCGAGAAAGAUGAGGACACCAAGGAGCUGGAAGCAGUGCCAUCUUCUAAGAGUCCUUGUUCUCCUACGGAAAGGAGGGUGAGCCGCAGUACCCAGUCCUACGGCUCCUUCACCAUCACCCCCUUCACCACCAGCAAGGAGAACCUCCCAGUGCUCAACACUCGCAUCAUCUGUCCUGGUCUGCGGGCUGGUCUGGCGGCCUCUAUAGCUGGCAGCUCCAUCAUUAGUAAGAUGCUGCUGGCGAACAUCGACCCGUUUGGUGCCACACCCUUCAUCGACCCCGACCUCGACUCGCUAGAGGGUUACAUGGAGAAGUGUGUGAUGAACAACUACUUUGGGAUUGGCCUUGAUGCCAAGAUCUCUUUGGAGUUCAAUAAUAAACGAGAAGAGCAUCCUGAGAAGUGCAGGAGUCGGACCAAGAACAUGAUGUGGUACGGAGUUCUGGGCACAAAGGAGCUUCUACAGAGAACCUAUAAGAAUCUGGAACAGAAAGUCCAACUGGAGUGUGACGGCCAGUACAUCCCCCUGCCCAGCCUUCAGGGCAUCGCAGUGUUAAACAUUCCCAGCUAUGCAGGCGGGACCAACUUCUGGGGUGGCACCAAGGAGGAUGAUAUCUUCUGUGCGCCAUCAUUUGAUGAUAAAAUCCUUGAAGUUGUGGCUGUUUUUGGAAGUAUGCAGAUGGCUGUGUCCAGAGUGAUCAAACUACAGCACCAUCGUAUUGCACAGUGUCGAACAGUGAAGAUUACUAUCCUGGGUGAUGAGGGGGUUCCCAUUCAGGUGGAUGGUGAAGCCUGGAUCCAACCACCGGGUGUCAUCAAGAUCCAGCACAAGAACAGAGCUCAGAUGCUUACCAGAGAUCGGGCAUUUGAGAACACAUUGAAAUCCUGGGAAGACAAGUUGAAGUAUGAUAAGCCUCCCUUGCGGCCUCAUCUUUACCCACAGCAGUCUGUGGAUCUAGCAACGGAGGAAGAGGCCGCCCUGGUGCAGAUGUGUGCCCGAGCUGCAGAGGAGCUCAUAACAAGGAUAUGUGAGGCUGCAAAGACCUAUGGGCUUUUGGAGCAGGAGCUGGCUCAUGCUGUCAAUGCUGCAUCUCAUGCCAUCAACAAAACACACCCAAAGUUCCCAGAGAGUCUGACUAGGAAUACAGCUAUAGAAGUUGCCAGCACUGUCAAGGCUCUCUACAAUGAGACAGAAUCUCUUCUAGUCGGACGAGUCUCACUGCAACUGGACCCACCAGAAGAAGAACAGCUGUCAAGUGCACUCCAAAGUGUGGAGCUGGAACUGGGAAAACUGGGGGAGAUCCCCUGGCUCUACCAUAUACUGCAGCCCAAUGAUGAGGAGGUUGACUGUGCUUAUGUACCAGGACCACUCUCUGGGUUACGGCAAGAGGAACAGUCGCAGCAGCAUGUUUCGCAUAGUGCCCAAGUUCAAGAAGGAGAAGGCCGCCAAGAAGACAAGCCCUCAGUCAGUGGAGAGAUGGGGCACAGAGGAGGUGGGCGUCUGGUUGGAACAGCUGAGCCUGGGGGAGUACAGAGACACCUUCACUCGGCACGACAUCCGAGGCUCAGAACUGCUGCACCUGGAGAGGAGGGACCUGAAGGAUCUGGGGAUAUCGAAAGUGGGUCAUAUGAAGAGAAUUCUCCAGGGAACUAAGGACCUGGCCAAGGCCUCCAUGGUUGAUCUCUAGCCCAGAAGCAGGUGCUACUGGAGAGGGGAAGCAAACAUUCCCCUGACAUCAGUGGAUGUGUUUGUGAGCACCGUAAGCAAUGAAGGAGAAGGCAGAUGUUCGAGGAGAGGGUGAAUUUAUUCCUCUGUGGAGCAAGCCUUUGUGAUGUUGUGAACAAAAUGUUGUAGUGUGUCUGUUUGUGCUUUGGUGCCAAAAUAAGAGGCGAGAAUGUUGCAGGAAGUGCAAAAGGAAUUCAUGGAUCUUCACACAUACAAAAAGCCAUUUCUAAGUUAAUAUCCAUUCAUAGCACACAAUCAGGUAUGCAAAUAACCAUACUGUUGGCAGUUGAUUUGUUGUCUGAGAUGUGAUAACAAACUAGUAGCAAAACCAGGACUUCCAUGAGUGUCCCCUGAGGAAGUUAGUUUUAAUUCAGUCCAGUGUAAAAAUGUGAUGUUUACCUGAUCUCUGCCUCACAUUACAGAGCUGUCGAUGAAUUAAAGCAGCCUUCAGGUUUAAGUAGCGCUGCCACUCAGAGGAGACAGAACAGAAGGUAUCUAGAAACAGUGGGAUACAGUCGCAUGCUAUGCUUGCUCAAUUUUAGAUAUGUUUAAUUGCAUGAUUAGUGACUUGAUUUUUUGUGUGCAGAAUAACACUUGAACAAGUUUUACAUGACUUAAGUAUUACAAUGCCAUUUGUUACUACUGACGGCAACCUCUUUUCUCUAAAUCAACCUUUUUUUUUAGCUUUAAUUUAUUUUGUUUGCAUGAUAAUGAUGUGUCAAAGCUCUAUGUCAAGUGCCACAUUUUCGGUCACUUAGUGUAAAAUGUGCUUUAUUAGUAGACAUUAUAACAAGUUUUGAAAAAUAUUGGUGAGGUAUGAAUACAUGGAAUUAAUAUCCGUAAGUUGACACGUUCUCUGUGGAUGUGAAAAUCAGUACCAAAGUGAAUGUCUAAGAAAACAUCUGAUGACUUUGUUCAGAAAGCCACUCUUUAUUUAAUAAGCCAGUAGGUCUUAAAUCCAGUAAACUUGGGAGGGGGUUUAGUACUAGUCAGGAAGAGAGUAAAAUAGUUGGCCUGAAGCCAACCACAUAUACUGUAGGGUUGUUUUUUUUAAGGAAUACUUAAAAAGCACUUUUUACUUCUUGCUUUAUGCAAGUGCAAGUCCUCAUAUCAUUACAUAGAAUUAACAGUCCACCUCAACUUUUUAACUUUUGGCAAUUAACACAGUAUUUAACACUAAUGCUGAUGAGAAUAAUAGAUAUCAGUUUUAAAUAUUAGUAGAGCAGUUGAUCUGCAGCCUGCAUAGCAUUGUUCAAGUGCAGCUUUUUUUUCCUUCAAAUUACAAAUAAGGUGUUAAUAGAACACUACUUUUCUUGUUAGUUUCUUUAAGACUGGUGGCAUUACAGGGUAUAUUUCUAUAUGUGAUGCUAAGUUUAUAUAUAUGUAUAUAAAUAUAUUUGCACUGUAUAUACAGUAUACCAGUGUAUGCAAACAAUGUUUGUAAGUGUUGUAGUCUAUUGCAUUUGUAGAUUGCAGACAUGGCAUGCAUUGUCAACAGCUUACACGUUUGAUUGUGUAUAUUACACCAUAACAAUUGUGUAUUGAUUUUGUUCUAAUCUCUUGUACAUGAUAAUGCUGUUGUAAUCUAAUGAUGGUGCAAUAUUUUAUCUCUUGUUUUGAUACUGUCUCUGCAGCUUUCUGACAUGAUGUUUCUCAGUGGGGAAAACCCCUUGAAAAAGUUUUUGUACAUGUACUCUUCCUCAAGGACAGAGGAUUCGAUUUUAGAAAGCAGGCCCCAAGACAGACUGCAUUUUCUUACGGACUCCAGAUUUCUUCCAGCAGUUCACUAGUUUGUAGUUCUCCUCCUCCGUGCUUCCAAAAUGAUACACUAAAGUAGGAUUAUAUUGAUGAAUGAGUAGGAAGGGCAGACAUGACUGUUGUCUUAAUAUGUAACAUGGAUCACAAUAUGUUUGUGUGCCUGCAGUUGUGUGUUUGUGCUGCAGCAGUGGCAUAUUGUACCUUAUCAACAGUUUUAUAUUAACUUUUGCCAACUAAUAUGUUGAUUUAGAUUACCCUCUUUCAAAAAUAACUUCUAUGUAUAUUGGUUUUAAUUUAGCCCUUUACCCUCUUAUUACUAUUAAGAGAUACUUUUAAGGCCUUUAUGACAUUGAGGACUGAAAUGUACAUCGCUAACUUGCUUUAACUACCCAUCAAACCAUCCUUAAUUUUAUUAGAAUGUGAAAUGUCCCAAAGACAGAGCGGAGGUAUGCAUUUCCACUAGUAAACCACCAGAGGGAAAUCUAUAUUAUCCCUUAUUUCUACAGGUUCACACUGUAGAACAGCAUGGUUUUCCUAUUACAUAUUCUGAUUCCCUUUUGUGUCAGACUAUUGGAUUCUGUGUCUGACACAAAAGACCGAAAUGCAGAAUGAAGAUAAAUCAGUGAAACUCCAUUGUAGGAUGUACUUUGAUGACUUAAUAUUUUUGCUCACCUGCAAUUCAUGGCCAAAAAUGUUAGUCAUUAUAAACCAUCAGUUUAUAUAUCAUCAUUUUGUUGCACCUCUGACUAAAGAUAAUUUAGUCUCAUGGAAAGAACGUUGCCUUUUGUUUGUUCCGUAGGUCCACAUUCAUCAUUAACCACUCAAUUACAGUUGGCCUAUUACUAGCCAUAAACUUGAUGCAGGUUUUGUCUUAAGUGAAGCCUUUCUUUUAUUAUGUGCUUUAUUUGGAGCAGUAUAGUACAACUGCUGCAUGCUGCCUUGUCCAUGCAGUCCUCAUGAUGUUUGAUCUCAUGCACACUUGAUCAUCACACCAGUGGCCAAUCUGAAUUCACUUUCUGUUGCAGAUCUGACCUGUGUGUGCGUGUGUGUGUGUGUGUGUGUGUGUGUCAUUGCUUAUGGUUAAUUGUGUAUCCAAAGUGUCUGCCAGAUUCUGUAAAUUUCAAAAGUUUUUGGUUGCAGGCUCAUGGCAAGACUAAUGCUUGACCCUUCCAUAGAAAGUGGAAGUUGCCACCUUUCACCCUUGCUGUGUUUUCCAGUGGUCUGUAAAUAAUGCUGCAAACUGCCUGGUUUUCAAAAACCAACAAACCCAUGCAAGGAUCUCUAAAAGACAGGAUAAUAUAUUGUCUUUGACAUGAUUCCUAAAGUAAUGGGAGAAAAGUGAGUUUCAUUUGUUUACAUUAUGUUUACAAUGGCACAGGUUUAAUUUUUAAGAAUAUAUAUAUAUGUAGGUAUAACAAUAUUUGCAUAUUUAUUGCCUAAGGUUAAAUGAUAUGAUGUGUAUUGUGUUUUCACAUUUGGAAUAUAUUGUUACAGUUGUCACCUGUAUUACUAUAUGGAUGAUUUUGGUAAAGUAGUUGAUCAUUUUUAUGACUACUAAGUGACUGUUUUCUGUGCCUUUUUAUGGUUAGAAUGCAUGGUUAACUAUUUAUUACAAUUUGGAGUCACCAAGAUGUGUAUUUUUGUAUUCUGAAUAAAUAAAUGGUUCAGCUUUUGUUGUACAUUUUUAGGGUGCCUUAAAACAGGCUACCUAUUCAUAUCUCUCUUCUUCAAUAAAACCAAAUACAUAUGCAGUG